Limulus polyphemus (Atlantic horseshoe crab) is the source of this 607-nucleotide messenger RNA. RefSeq names its product nucleosome assembly protein 1-like 1-B. Gene Ontology annotation, molecular function: histone binding; chromatin binding. The record is from RefSeq and is a predicted model, not a curated record. Gene Ontology annotation, cellular component: nucleus; chromatin. Lineage: Eukaryota; Metazoa; Arthropoda; Merostomata; Xiphosura; Limulidae. Gene Ontology annotation, biological process: nucleosome assembly.
AAAGCUUACCAAAGUCAGUGAAUCAAAGCCCUAAAGAAUGUACAGUUAGAAUGUGCGAGACUUGAAUCAAAGUUUUAUGAAGAAGUACAGGCACUAGAGUGCAAGUAUGCGGAUUUAUAUGUGUCCUUUUUUUUUGAAAAACGAAGAUUCAGGAACAUGAUCCUUAAAGAUCUUACAGAUGCUAAAGUGAAAUUAUUAGAAUCUAAUCCAAUGGGUUUUACAUUAAAGUUCCAUUUUAAGCCAAAUUAAUAUUUUAGUAAUACAUUACUAACCAAGGAUUAUGAAAUGUCAGAUGAAGAUGAUCCUUUUGGAUUUGAAGGACCUGAAACUUUUAAGUGUAAAGGAUGUAACAAUGAAGACCAUCAAAAUGAUUCCUUCUUUAACUUCUUCACCCCUCUUACAGUACCAUCGGAUGACUAACAGUUGGAUGAAGACACUCAAGGUCUCUUCGCAGCAGAUUUUGAAAUUGGUCAUUUUAUUAGAGAAAGAAUUGUUCCAAAAGCUGUUUUGUAUUUCACUAGAGAGGCCUUACAAGAUGGGGAUUUUGAUGAAGAAGAGGAAGGUAAAGAGGAGAACACUGAAGAUGAGGAAAAAAGAUGAUGACGAA